AUGGCAACAGAAUGGCAGACGUGGCGCAACCAGAUCCCUACGGAGAUUGAAAAAGGCACACCCGAGGCCCAGAAGCCUUCAAUCUUCGGAACGCCCCCCAGACGCGGUCGCGGAACAGGUCGAGGACGAGCAAGGUCACGGCGGGUCCCAAAAGCCAGAUCCUCAGACAGCUCAACAUCAGAGCUUCUUCCAAUACCGUAUAGGCGGAUACAAGAUGACCAAGAGAAGCCGAUAUUUCGGGACGCGGACCACAACAGAGAGGGUCUCGCAGGGAUGAUUGGCGUGACGAAGGAAGAGUGGGAUCAGGGUCUGCGGACGCCACUUUACGCGCCGCCCAGCGACUGGAUGAGGCUACGAGUUCUUCAGAUGGAGAGUGAGAUGGCGCGGAGGCACUUCUGGGUGGAGGAAGUAGAUGGUUACGGGGCGCGUCGAGCGGAGGAGGUGGAGCUGGGGAGGAGAGUUCAUGAGGAUAUAAUGAAGGUGGGGUGGGCGGCAUUUAAUGCGAGAUGGAAGAGGGAGGAGUUGAUGGGGGUGCCGAUUCCAGAUGAGCCAGUUCCGAGAAAGAAAAGGGUGGAGGGGGCGGCGCGCGAAAGUAGCGAUGGAACAGGCAGUUGGACGGAUUAUUAUGCGGAAAAAGAAGGAAAAGUGUUGUUGGAACCGUCUGAUCCUUCGACAACAGAAGAUGAGACAACAGAGUCGGUGAUCGGUGGAUCCGAUGAAUCAUCGUCCGGUCCAUCGGGCGGGACAGAAGAUGAAUCAUUAUCCGGUUCAUCGGGUGGGACAGAAGAUGAAUCUGGUGAGAGCGAAAGAAGCGGUUGA
Messenger RNA from Pseudogymnoascus verrucosus, 819 nucleotides. RefSeq lists its product as uncharacterized. NCBI's taxonomy places the organism in Eukaryota, Fungi, Ascomycota, Leotiomycetes, Thelebolales, Thelebolaceae. The transcript has a single exon. The record is from RefSeq and is a predicted model, not a curated record. The coding region runs from base 1 to 819 and encodes 272 amino acids.